UGUCACUUCAGCUGAUCCAAUCACCGAGCGUCUCGGAGUUUAUAGUGUAGAUGGGCGAGGCUUCAAUUAAGGGGCGUAGCUGAAACUGGUUUGCCUUGUAUGUGGGAGAGUAGUCCUUCUGUUUCUGUCACGACUAUGUUUUUAAGGAGUGCCUAGCACAGUCACGUAUGGCUGAAGUAUUACCCGUCGGCGCUCCCUUGCUCUUGUCGUCCGUCAUGAACGCCAUCUUCCAGGCUCAGGAGGACGCAGGCACCGCAGCGGCUGCUGUUGGCUCUCCCGCGGACCCUCAGUGCGGGGAGGACUACCUGUUUGUGGAAACCACGCAUCCAAACACAGUCCUGCGGGGCUUGAACAGCAUGCGGCUCAACAAAGCUUUCUGUGACGUGACUCUGUGCUGUGGAGGACAGGAGUUCCCCUGUCAUCGCAUUGUACUUGCAUCCUUUAGCUCAUACUUCCAGGCAAUGUUUUCAGCUGACCUGCUGGAGUCCAAGCAGGAACGUGUUGCCAUUAAUGGAGUUGAGCCCCAGAUGAUUGGCAAGCUGGUGACCUACGCCUACACAUCAGAGGUCUUCAUCACUAAGGCAAACGUACAAGCACUGCUGGCAGCGGCCAAUUUGUUGGAUGUGAUGGCUGUUCGAGAGGCUUGUUGUCGCUUCAUGGGGCGUCAGAUGGAUGAGACAAACUGUGUGGGAAUUCAUUGCUUUGCCGAGGCCCACUCCUGCAAGGUGCUGGAGAAACGCAGUAUGGAGUACAUUUUGGAGAACUUCAGCACCGUUUCUCAACAGGAAGAGUUCCUCACCCUCUGUGUGGACAAACUUACGGAAAUCAUCUCCAGCGACCUUCUCGAUGUGCCUAAAGAGGAGAUGGUGUUUGAGGCCGUCAUGCUGUGGUUGAAUAAAUGUCCCUCUCGCAAGCAGGGCUUUGAAAAGGUCCUCGAGCACAUCCGCCUGCCUCUCAUCAGCCCUUACUACCUCCAUGACCUAGUUGAGUCUUUAGAUGUGGUGAAGGAGAACCAGGCUUGUCAGAAGCUCAUCUCUGAGGCCAAGGAUUACCUGCUGCUGAAGGAUCGCCGUGGAGAGCUCUACAGCUCCAGAGCGAGACCUCGUAGAUCCACAGGAACUGUUGAAGUGAUCGUGACUGUUGGCGGAGAGGACGACAAGGUGGUGCUGCGCAGCGUCGAGAGUUUUGAUCCCGUAACAAACCACUGGAAGAACCUGGCGUGCCUGCCCUUCGCCGUCAGCAAACAUGGUCUAGUCGUCUCAGACUCAACUCUAUAUUUGGUGGGGGGAGAGUUUCCUGAUGGCUCAGCAAGCAGAGAGAUGUGGCGCUAUGAUCCUUGCUUUGACUCCUGGAUGGAGAUGGCUCCCAUGAAUGUAGCUCGCUCGGAGUUGGGUCUGGUCAUGCUGGACGGCUUUGUUUACGCAGUCGGAGGGUGGGAAGGCCGAGGUCGUCUGGACUCGGUGGAGUGCUACAAUCCCCACACCAACUCCUGGCAGUUCACGCCGUCUGUAAAGAUGGCUGUUACAAGUCCUGCAGUGGUGGCCCUGGAUGGUCUGCUCUAUGUUACUGGAGGCGCAGUUCUUGAGGAUGGAGAUGGCACCGACCUUGCGCAGGUUUACCACCCAAAAACCGCAGUGUGGACAGAGGUCGCCCCCAUGCAGAUUGCACGUUCAGGUUCAGCUGCUUGCACGCUCAAAGGGAAGAUCUAUGUAAUAGGUGGAUGGCAUGCUUCAACGGAGAACACGGAUAAAGUUGAGUGUUUCAACCCAAAGACUAACCAGUGGACUAUGUGCGCUCCCAUGAAGGAGCGGCGCUACCGGCCGGGGGCUGCAGUAGUGGAUGGAAAGAUUUAUGUCUUAGGAGGUGAAGAGGGUUGGGACAGAUAUCACGACACUAUUGAGAGGUACUGUGAAGAAACCGACACCUGGGAGAUUGUGGGGGAGAUGCCCACCAGCCGCAGCUGGCUCAGCUGUGCAUCUCUCCAGCUGAGGAAGAAUGUCCACAUAAGCAGCCGUCCUGGCACUCCGUGCGAAAACUGAAGUAUGAUAUUGAGGGGAAACCCUUGUGUGGUUUUUAAUAAUUUGCAUUCUUCAUGUCAGCAGUGACCCUCAUGAUUAGAGGUGUUGAGGCUGCUUGACUAAGAAGGAUGGAGGAGUAGACCAAAAGGAGCUUGAGUUUUCCUGUGGGUUCUAGUCAAUGCCUUAUGGAGUUAGUCAAGGACACUUGGGUUACUCCAGGAUAUUUUUUUCUUACAGGAUCUCAAGUUACUGUGACCUGCAGUCUAGUCAGCAGUUGGAACUCGUGUUCUGUUCAAUGUUAAUGUAUUUAAGGUACCUUUUUAAUGUUUGGGCACCUCAAACUGAAGAUGUUCCCAGCUAACAUACUGUAUUUUUCUAUUGUAAUGUAUUUUGGAGAUGACUGGUCUGAAGUUGUUGAGGUUCAAUGGAAUAUAUUGUGAAUAUUUUCAAAGGUUGCCUGCGAAGGAAACAAAACCUGUGAGCAGUCUUUUGUAAUUGAACUUUGUACGUUCAGAAUGUUUGUCUUCUCGACCUGUGAUUUGUAAAAAAUAUUUUUGUAAUGUUACUUGUGUUUCUAAUGUUUUGUAAUGAGUUCUUUAUGUUGGUGAAUGUAUUUAGAGUUAAUUUACAGCGAAUAAAAAGCUUUAUUAUAGA
Girardinichthys multiradiatus is the source of this 2672-nucleotide messenger RNA. Its product is annotated as kelch-like protein 20. Bases 168 to 2039 code for a protein of 623 amino acids. Gene Ontology annotation, molecular function: protein binding. The transcript is spliced from 12 exons. NCBI's taxonomy places the organism in Eukaryota, Metazoa, Chordata, Actinopteri, Cyprinodontiformes, Goodeidae. The record is from RefSeq and is a predicted model, not a curated record.